Molecule: messenger RNA, 687 nt
Organism: Ricinus communis (castor bean)
Lineage: Eukaryota; Viridiplantae; Streptophyta; Magnoliopsida; Malpighiales; Euphorbiaceae
Exons: 2
Coding region: 1-687 (228 amino acids)
Source: RefSeq, a predicted model, not a curated record
AUGAAGCUAAAAGACCCAGGGAGUUUCACUAUUCCUUAUUUUAUUGGUAACCUAAAUGUUAAUAAUGCAUUGGCUGAUUUAGGGGCUAGCAUUAGUGUUAUGCCUUAUAAAUUAUUUAAGAAAUCAGGACUAGGAGAACCGAAACCAAUACUCAUGAGUGUUCAGCUAGCUGAUAAAUCUUUUGUAUACUCUAGGGGUGUCAUUGAAGAUGUGUUGGUAAAUUUUCAAAAGUUUAUUUUUCCUGUAGAUUUUGUGAUCAUGGAUAUGGAUGAGGAUGUUGAUGUUUCCCUUAUCCUUGGCAGACCCUUUCUUGCUACAACUAGAGCCAUUAUUGUUGUUCAUGAUGGUAAGCUGAUUCUUAGGGUAGAGGAUGAACAAUUGACUUUUCAACCCCCCAAUAGUAUGAAACAUCCACUUGCACUGAAUGAUAUGGAUUCUAGUGAUGAUAUGAUAGAGCAUGAAACUAAACAGGAAAAAUUGGAAACAUCAAAAGCUGUUGAGCAGUUAGUUUAUCUAGAGGCUGGGAAAUUGAUAAAGAAGUGGAGAUUUAAAGUUGUUGAGAUGCCCAACAAAGAAAGAAUGAAGCCUCCUAUUAAAGACCUACCAACUUUGAAGUUGAAGCAGUUCCCAUCUCAUUUAGAAUAUGCAUAUUUGGUGGAGAUGAUUAAGCUCCUUGAUGCGGGUUGA